AUGAUGAUCUACGAAUCCGCCGCCGAUGUUCUCCCCAGUCCCAGCCCAGGCUCGCCGCCGGGCAUGACCGCCUCCAAAUCUUCCAAGUCCUCGUCGUUCAAUUCGACCGGAUCCGAUGAUAACAGCGUCCUUGCCGAUGUCAACCACUUUGAGGAAAUCGGCCUGGAUGACGACGAUACCCGGCCUGACCCAACGCACCUCUCCGACCACCAGUUCAAACAGCCGCCCAACCCGUACAGCCCGACCUUCUCAUCCGACCUGCGAGCUGCGUCCCUCAAGCACUCGUCCGCCUCCACCCCACGAUUGCAAUAUUCCAGAGAUGCGGCCAAGACUGCUCGCCCUCUCCGAGACAUCACAUGCUCCACAAGGACCCGGCCCCCGCUUCCCAGUCUGAAGAACCAGGUCCGAAAUGUCAACGUGCGCACCACGAGCCUCGGGCUCUUCCCCGACCCCCAUACCAGUCCUCUCCCUCUCCGGAACCUCGGCAACCGCCCGUCUAACCCCCUAACCCUCCAUCGCCACCGGAGCCCGAGCCCUAACUUCUCCCUGAGUCCCAGAGAUCCGAACAUGCUCAUGACGCCGCGGCGGAGCAGCUGGCAGUCGAACAGGGAGCGUAAGUCGGCCAUGGAGCUGGAGCUGGAGUGUGACGAAGACGACGAUGACGACAUCCCGGCCGGCCUCGUGCUGGACAACGUGCCCAUCUCUCCCCGCCCGGCCAUGGAGCGGGCAAAGAGCCAGCCGUGCUCGAAGGCGCCGUCUCCGGAGCGGUCGCCGAAGGGGAGGGUUCGGAGUGUCGGGAAUGGCACCCCUCCCGUGGCGGCGGCUCAGGGCUCUCUGAGAUCACCCGCGUGGAGGUCUGACACCGCGAUACCCAGCCUGAAAUCCGCUGCGUCGAGUGGCGCGCCGAGCCCCGUCGAGACGAGGGCCAAGAGUUGGACUGCCGCCCUGUCGGAGCUCAGCGCCGAGGCCAAGGCCUUGACCGAGAAGCUCGAGCAGCAUGCCGACGAGGUAGAACACAAGUCGCAGCGGUCCAGCACCGGCUCGAUGCCCACUGCCCGGAAGUCCUCGCUCGACCAGCACGACGCUAAGCCGAGGGUCAAAUCGGCUCUCCCGGAGCUUCCUCCCCUGCGUAGGACGAACAUCAUGAUCGACCCCCUUCCCAUCUCCAAGGAGAAAGAGGCCGUCCUCUCGCGGACCCGGCCGUCAUGGCUGCCGCCCAAGGACCCCGCCGAGGAGCGCCGGCACCUGAAAGAGUACCAGCGGAUGAUGGCGCAGAGCGCCGAGGCUGAGCGGCGUCGCGACGCCGCACGGCGGGUCCGGUCCGAGUGCCGCGAUACGGCGGUGGACAGCCUCAUGCGGAUCUGGGAGGAUGAGGUGCUACCCCGCUGGGACGACGCGCUACGGGAGCGCAGGACCCGCGAGCUGUGGUGGCUCGGCGUCGCACCUCGCAGCCGGGGCCGGGUCUGGAGCCGUGCCAUCGGCAACGGGCUCGGCCUGACCGAGGCGUCGUACUGCGCUGCGCUUGCCCGUGCUCGCGAGGCCGAGGCCCGUGUCACGGCUGGCAACGGGAGCACCGAAGACGCGAGGCACAUGGACUGGUUUACGGCCAUCCGGAAGGACGCCGAGGAGCGCACCUGGAGCGAUCUCCGCAUCUUCCAGUCCGGGGCGCCCCUGCAUCAGAGCUUGGUGGAUGUCUUAAGCGCCUAUGCCAUGUAUCGCAGUGAUAUCGGCUAUGUCACUGGUUGCAAUACCAUAGCCGCUCUUCUACUUCUAAACCUGCCUACCCCGGAGGCCGCUUUCAUCGCCCUCGCCAACAUCCUAAACCGCUCCCUCCCGCUGAGUUUCUACGUCUCCGACCCCGGCGCCAAGGUGUCGGCCUACAACCUCAUCCUCCAGACGCUAGCCCAGAAGUCGGCGAGCCUCCACGCGCACAUCACCGGCCUGCCCGAGCACGACCCGGACCUCUACCUCGAUGGGAUCUUCACAUCGCUAUUCACCGAGCACCUCGCGCUCGACGAGGCCGCGCGGCUGUGGGACGUGUACGUCUUCGAGGGGGAUGCGGUCCUUGUCCGCGCGGCCGUCGCGCUCCUCCUCCGGAGGGAGAUGGCCCUCCUCGGCACGGGGAGCAUUGCCGAGGUCAGGACCGCUCUGGAGGGCGGAUCACCCGAGGAGGUGGAGGAGAAGAAGAAGAAGCGUGUCCUUUCCGGGAACGGAGAGGAGGAUCGCUGGAUGCGUUCUGUCCGGGAAGCGGGCAAGGGGUGA
Molecule: messenger RNA, 2262 nt
Organism: Phialemonium atrogriseum
Lineage: Eukaryota; Fungi; Ascomycota; Sordariomycetes; Cephalothecales; Cephalothecaceae
Exons: 2
Coding region: 1-2262 (753 amino acids)
Source: RefSeq, a predicted model, not a curated record